CGUCGCGCUGGAGGUGACGCAUAACGGGUGCGACGCCGCGGCUGUGGAGCGGGCGCCGGCGGAGCGGAGGGAACGUGUUGAGGCUUGGGGGCCGAGGGAAGGAGGCAGAAGAAAGAGAAGGUGCUGACUGUAUGGGUGCAUAAGUGAUAGCAGUUCCCUAGUUUCUUACCCAUAUAUUCUUCAUAUGUGAACCUGGACAGGAAUUUUGCUCCGGUUGCAAGUGUACCAAAUGACACACACUCAUACUUAAGAGGAUUUUAUUUGUUUGUCGCAGAGAGCUGGAUCUAGAACCAUUAUAAUUGUGUGCUGUACAUAAACAUCUGCAGUUCUCUUGGAGCAAGAGUUUAUUUCUCAGUGUGGUGUCCCAAUGGGAGAUGAAAAGGAUAACUGGAAAGUAAAAACUCUUGAAGAAAUUUUGCAGGAAAAGAAACGACGAAAAGAGCAGGAGGAAAAGGGUGAUGUGAAACGUCCAAAAAAUUUGGAUGACAGGGAUUCUAAGCGGGACUCACUGGAGGAAGGAGAGCUUCAGGAACACAAGGACAAGAUGGAGAUAACUAUACGUAAUUCACCACACCGACGAGAAGGAUCUAUAGAUGAUCGAGGUGAGGAGGAUGAUUCUUUGGCAAUAAAGCCUCCUCAACAAACCUCUAAAAAAGAAAAAUCACAUCACAGAAAAGAGGAACGGAGAAAGGAAAAGAGAAGACAUCGAAGCAGAUCAGCUGAAGUCUUCAGAACUGAAUCAUGGGAAACGAAGACUGUUACGAAGAAACUCAAAGAAUUUAAUGUCUACAGGGCACUUAAGGCAGAUGAGAUGAACUUUAAAAUCUUCAAGGAAAUGAGCCAAGAAAUGGGAAAACACAUCAGAGGGAAGGAGAAAGAUAAGGAAAAGGAGAGGGAGCAUGAGCGAAGGAAACGACAGCGAGAAGAGCAAGAUAAGGCGCGUAGAGAACGGGAAAGGCAGAAACGGAGAGAACUUGCCAGAGAACAUUCCAGAAGAGAAAGGGACCGUCUUGAGCAACUUGAGCGUCAGAGGGAACGGGAGAGGAGAAUGAGGGAGAGAGAGCAACUACAGAAAGAACAGUGGGAACAGAAAGAACGAGAAAGGCACAAGGGACGAGAUAUCAGGAGAGAAGUAAUGAUACAGCAGAGAAUAGCAAUUAAUGACUAUCAUGAAAAAAUAAAGUCUCAUCAUAGGAGUCAUAGCCCAAUGUGGCGUCACACAGAGAGGAUUGAACUUGGAGGUGGAAGAAAAAUUGUAAAGGAAGAGAGGCAUGAAGAAAAAGAUCUACUGUCUGAUUUACAGGACAUAAGUGACAGUGAAAGAAAGACAACAUCUGGUGAAUCUUCCUCAGGGUCUGCAACUGCCUCCGAGGAAGAAGAGAGCAGCAGCGAGGGAUCUGAAGAGUCACCUAGUCUGUCUGAGGUUGAAUCUGAACAGUCUCCUGGAGAAAUUAGUGAAGAGGAGGAGCCCAGUGAUGAAGAAAGGCAGAAUGGAAAUCACAUUCAAAUUGUUACAGAAUCAAAAUUUGAUCAUGAUUCAGAAGAGAGUGUGGAGGAAGAAGAGGAGGAGAUGGAAGAGGAGGAGAGCCCAGUCUCAAAUACUCCCACCGAAGGGGAAUAUGUUCCUGAUUCUCCGCCUGUUUCACCAGUUGAACUGAAGAAAGAAUUGCCACGGUACUUGCCUGCUCUUCAGGGUUGCCGCAGUGUGGAAGAAUUUCAGUGUCUUAAUAGAAUCGAAGAAGGAACUUACGGUGUAGUUUAUAGAGCUAAAGAUAAAAAGACGGAUGAGAUUGUGGCUUUGAAACGAUUGAAAAUGGAAAAGGAGAAGGAAGGAUUUCCAAUUACAUCUCUUCGGGAAAUCAACACAAUUUUGAAAGCACAGCACCCGAACAUUGUGACUGUUCGAGAAAUUGUAGUGGGAAGCAACAUGGAUAAGAUAUACAUUGUUAUGAAUUAUGUUGAACAUGACCUCAAGAGCUUAAUGGAAACCAUGAAGCAACCAUUCUUACCAGGUGAAGUUAAAACACUGAUGAUACAACUUCUAAAAGGUGUUCGACAUCUUCAUGAUAACUGGAUCUUACAUCGAGACUUAAAGACAUCUAAUCUAUUACUGAGUCAUUCAGGAAUCCUCAAGAUUGGUGACUUUGGACUUGCUCGAGAAUAUGGCUCCCCAUUGAAACCUUACACGCCAGUAGUAGUAACUCUCUGGUAUCGAACCCCUGAGCUGCUACUUGGAGCAAAGGAAUACUCAACUGCUAUUGAUUUAUGGUCAGUGGGCUGUAUCUUUGCUGAAUUCCUGACUCAGAAACCUUUGUUUCCAGGGAAAUCUGAAAUUGAUCAGAUUAACAAAAUUUUUAAGGAGCUAGGCACACCAAGUGAGAAGAUCUGGCCCGGUUACAAUGAACUUCCUGCAGUGAAGAAAAUGACCUUUACUGAAUAUCCGUUUAACAACCUGCGGAAACGGUUUGGGGCCCUUUUAUCUGAUCAAGGCUUUGACCUCAUGAACAAGUUCUUGACUUAUUGCCCUGCUAAAAGAAUUACAGCUGAAGAAGCAUUAAAACACGAGUAUUUCAGGGAGACCCCACUCCCUAUAGAAUCGGCCAUGUUCCCAACCUGGCCUGCAAAGAGUGAGCAGCAACGAGUUAAACGUGGCACUAGUCCUCGGCCCCCUGAGGGUGGGCUUGGUUAUAGUCAACUGGGUGAUGACGAUUUGAAAGACACAGGCUUCCACCUGACAACUACAAACCAGGGAGCCUCUGCAGCUGGACCAGGUUUCAGCCUCAAGUUCUAAUGCACUGACUUUUUAUUUGAAGAUCAGGGUGAAAGACAAUUCAGUAGCUCAAAGAUGCCUUUCAAGUUUGGUAUCUUAAACUCUGCUGUCUAGUAGAAGUUGUGCUGUAUCUCUUGUACAGCAUCACGCAUCAAUAAGUUCCAUCUUUCAGUUUUUUAAAACUUUUAAAUAUCCAUUUGUAAAAUGUAAAAUAAUUCAGUCAAGUCACUUGCAAUGUGGAGAAUAAUUGUUCAACUUGACUGGUUAAAGUGGAAUAUUUUGUGUACAUGUAGAGUUUUGGUAAGUUUAAAAAUAAACUCGAGUAAAAGUUCA
Stegostoma tigrinum is the source of this 3103-nucleotide messenger RNA. It is a transcript of the gene cdk11b, whose product is annotated as cyclin dependent kinase 11B. The record is from RefSeq and is a predicted model, not a curated record. Gene Ontology annotation, cellular component: nucleus. Gene Ontology annotation, biological process: protein phosphorylation; regulation of mitotic cell cycle. The transcript has 24 exons. Lineage: Eukaryota; Metazoa; Chordata; Chondrichthyes; Orectolobiformes; Stegostomatidae. Bases 368 to 2791 code for a protein of 807 amino acids. Gene Ontology annotation, molecular function: cyclin-dependent protein serine/threonine kinase activity; ATP binding.